AACGCGGGAACGCCAGCCCGGGUGGGAGAUUCUUUGCAACCGAGGGCGGCUUCGGGGCUCCCCGGCUGCCGUCUUCUUCGGAGGUGACAGCCAGCCCGCAUGGAAGAGGAAGAGGAACCGAGCACACAGCCGGCCGGCGGCGGCGGGGCCGGGGCUGCCACUGUGGCGGCGUCUCGGUCCGAGUGCGGGGAGGAGCCGCCUUGCCGGAGCCCCGAGAAAAAGCAAAAAUGUAGAUUUGAUGGCCAAGAAAUAAAAGGAUCUAAAUUCAUCACCUCCAAUGCAAGUGAUUUCAGUGACCCAGUUUACAAGGAGAUUGCUAUUACGAAUGGUUGCAUUAAUAGAAUGAGUAAGGAAGAACUCAGAGCUAAACUUUCAGAAUUCAAGCUUGAAACCAGAGGAGUGAAAGAUGUCCUGAAGAAGAGACUGAAAAACUAUUACAAGAAACAGAAGCUGAUGCUGAAGGAGAACGCUUGUGCGGACAGUUAUUAUGACUACAUUUGUAUUAUUGACUUUGAAGCCACUUGUGAAGAGGGCAACCCGCCUGAAUUCAUACAUGAAAUUAUUGAAUUUCCUGUCGUUUUACUGAAUACCCAUACCUUAGAGAUUGAAGACACCUUUCAACAGUAUGUGAGGCCAGAGAUGAACACACAACUUUCAGAUUUCUGCAUCAAUCUAACUGGAAUUACUCAGGAUCAGGUGGACAAAGCUGAUACUUUCCCUCAAGUACUAAAAAAAGUUAUUGACUGGAUGAAAUUGAAGGAAUUGGGAACAAAGUAUAAAUAUUGCAUCUUAACGGAUGGUUCAUGGGAUAUGAGUAAGUUCCUGAAUAUUCAGUGCCAGCUAAGCAGGCUCAAAUAUCCACCUUUUGCCAAAAAAUGGAUCAAUAUUCGGAAGUCAUAUGGAAACUUUUAUAAGGUUCCUAGAAGUCAAACAAAAUUGACAAUAAUGCUUGAGAAACUGGGAAUGAAUUAUGAUGGGCGACCCCACUGUGGCCUCGAUGACUCUAAGAACAUUGCUCGAAUAGCAGUUCGAAUGCUCCAGGAUGGCUGUGAGCUCCGAAUCAAUGAGAAAAUCCAUGCGGGACAGCUAAUGAGUGUGACUUCCUCAUAUCCCAUAGAGGGCACUCCAGCUCCACAAAUGCCCUAUUCUAGAAAAUAGCAGCAGUUUUGUCCCUGGAUUGUUCACAAAGAAGUAGCAAAAGCCUAUUUAUGGAAGUUGUUCAGCAAUGCAGAAUGUCAGCAGCACCUUCUACAUCUAAAUUUUAACUAUGGUUGUAGUUAUACCUGUGAGGGGGUGCAGACUCUGUGGUGAGGGCAUAAUUCUUUGUCACCAGCACUUUUGAUAUGAGCAGUGUUUGUUACCCAAUAACACUUCCUGCUUCU
Molecule: messenger RNA, 1382 nt
Organism: Suncus etruscus (white-toothed pygmy shrew)
Lineage: Eukaryota; Metazoa; Chordata; Mammalia; Eulipotyphla; Soricidae
Gene: ERI1
Product: exoribonuclease 1
Exons: 7
Coding region: 100-1158 (352 amino acids)
Biological process (GO): exonucleolytic trimming to generate mature 3'-end of 5.8S rRNA from tricistronic rRNA transcript (SSU-rRNA, 5.8S rRNA, LSU-rRNA)
Cellular component (GO): nucleolus; cytoplasm
Molecular function (GO): nucleic acid binding; 3'-5'-RNA exonuclease activity
Source: RefSeq, a predicted model, not a curated record